AUGGGCUUCUUGACAAAGAUUUCGGUGGACAUCCUCAGUAUCCUUGCACUAGCAACCCUGGCCCUGUCUCAAUCUCCCUGUCAGAACGCAGCAACCUCACGAGCCUGCUGGGGCGAAUACAACAUCUCCACAGACUGGCACAGCGUCGUCCCAGACACAGGCGUGACUCGAGAGUACUGGCUCGUUGCGGAAAACCGCACCCUUGCGCCAGACGGCUACGUGCGGCAGGUCCUUGUCUUCAAUGGAACACUGCCUGGGCCACUGAUUGAAGCGGACUGGGGCGAUGAGCUUGUUAUCCAUGUGACGAAUGGGUUGGAUUAUAAUGGAACCGCAGUCCACUGGCAUGGGAUCUGGCAGCGAGGGACGAAUCAGUAUGAUGGCGUCCCCGGCGUAACCCAAUGCCCGAUCGCCCCCGGCCAAAGCUUCACAUACCGCUUCCGCGCAACCCAAUACGGAACCUCCUGGUACCACUCGCACUUUAGCCUGCAAAUGGCCGACGGCCUCUACGGGCCACUGGUAAUCCACGGGCCAACCACAGCAAACUACGACGUCGAUCUGGGUCCCGUGUUUAUCACAGACUGGUACCAUAAAUCGGCGUUUAUCCUUUGGGAGGAUCAUACGCGGUACGGAGGUGUACCUGUUAGGGCAAAUGCGGUUUCUCCAGGAGGGUUGAUUAAUGGGACGAAUGCUUUUCCUUGUCCUGAGGAGGUGGAUGAGGCGUGUCGGGGGACGGGGAGGCGGUCUGAAGUCGUGAUUGAAAAGGGGAAAAAGUAUCUCAUCCGCCUGAUUGAUUCGAGUGUGGACGGGUGGAUGAAGUUUUCGAUUGACGGGCAUAAACUCACCGUCGUCGCGAUGGAUUUUGUACCCAUCGUGCCGUACGAGACUGACGCGGUGAUAUUGACCUCGGGGCAGCGGUACGAUGUCAUCUUCGAAGCGGACCAGGAUAUCGACAAUUACUGGAUGCGCGCCAUCUUCCAGACAGCAUGCAACGGUCUCGAGAUCGACAACCCGGAUAUCCGCGGGAUCAUCCGAUACCAAGGCGCCGACGAAACCCUCAACCCUACAAGCACACAAUGGUCCUCGAUAACCAACACCUGCGGCGACGAGCCCUACGCCAGUCUCGUCCCAUACGUCCCCAGAACCGUCGGACGCGCCGUUGCCCAGAAAAAUCUAAACGUUGGCUGGUUCUACGAAUGGGACCUCGUCUUCCACUGGACGCUCAACAGCAAAGCGCUGACAAUCGACUGGGGCAAUCCAACCGACUACCUCAUCUACAACAACGCCUCCAUAUUCCCGACCGAGUAUAACGUCUACGAGGUCAAAGAGCCCGAUAGGUGGACGUACUGGGUUAUCCAGGAUGUAGGGCUCGUGAAUGCGUAUCAUCCGUUCCAUUUGCACGGGCACGAUUUCUAUAUCCUCGCGCAGGGACCGGGACUGUAUACGCCGUUUGUCAAGUUGAACCGGGAGAAUCCGCCCCGGCGGGAUACGGCAACGAUGGCCGGGUCCGGGUACUUGGUGAUUGCGUUUGAGAGUGAUAAUCCGGGGUCGUGGCUUAUGCAUUGUCAUAUUGCGUGGCAUGCCAGUCAGAGUCUGGCCUUGCAGUUUGUCGAGCGCGAGUCGGAGAUUGGGGCGCUGAUUGAGCCGGUUCUUGAUGAGUUUGAGGACGUCUGUGAGAAGUGGGAUGAGUACGCGCGGAACCCUGUCUAUCAUCAGGAUGAGUCGGGGAUCUAG
This is a messenger RNA of Aspergillus calidoustus, 1731 nucleotides long. NCBI's taxonomy places the organism in Eukaryota, Fungi, Ascomycota, Eurotiomycetes, Eurotiales, Aspergillaceae. The record is from the annotation of a GenBank genome assembly.